Messenger RNA from Cuscuta campestris, 4259 nucleotides. Lineage: Eukaryota; Viridiplantae; Streptophyta; Magnoliopsida; Solanales; Convolvulaceae. The record is from the annotation of a GenBank genome assembly.
CCAGAAUCAACCGGAUAGCCUUCUUCUACAACUCCAUCUCUAAUUUCAAGUCCUAAUCCAAAUUGAAGACUAAAGCUGAAUUAAUUUGUGUAUAAAAGAAGCAAAAAGAAUGGGUUGAAUACGGAGACGGAUAGAGACGAGAGAACAGAUCGGAGCAGAGCAGAGGAAACCCUCCAUGAAACGAUGGUGCAGACACGCAGGGAGAAACCCACCAGGGAGAAAACAGUGCCACUGGAGGCCGGCACCCCCUAUCACCACGGUGGAGGCAGAAGCCCUCAUCCAGAGGGUCGGAAUCACGGCUGAGCAGUUCAAGGAGGUGCUGGCGGCACUGACGCCCAAUCGCGAGAUUGUGGUGGAAGAUGAGACACUCAGUCUGCCUGCAAGGGCGACCUCAAGGAGACGCUCAAGGAGAGGAGAAUCCACAGCGACAUCCAAGAUCGGCUCUGAGGAGCGACAAAAGGCGGUCGAGGACAAUGAAGCAGCUGAGCUGUGGAGGAUGUAUGAGCGACUGGACGCCCAAAACCCCUACCGCCAGGCGGUCUUUAGCGAGGUAACACCCUUCUCCAGAAGGAUAAUGUCCUGCCCUCUCCCGGACAACUUCAAGACCCCACAGAUCAAGGCGUACAACGGGACGACCGAUCCCCAGGACCACCUUGCUCGCUUCGAGGCGAACGUGGUCAUGUAUGCAUACCCAGAAGAAAUCAAGUGUCGAUGCUUCCUGGCGACACUGGAAGGGCAGGCUUGUGAGUGGUUUCACAAGUUGCCAAAGAGAUCGAUAGACAAGUGGAGCGACCUGGCCCACAAGUUCUUGGAGCACUUUGCAUCCAGCCGGAGGCAAAAGCUCCCCUUCUCGCACUUGCUCAAUGUGAAGAUCCGGAAAGGAGAGCAGCUCCGGGAAUUCAUUAAUAGGUGGGAGAAGGAGGCCAGGGACGUCCAAGGGGCGGACGACCAAGAGAUGUUGGCCAGGGCGAAAUACCUGGCGUUGGAAGCGGAAGACGAUGAACCACCCGUCCGGAAGGAGAAGAAGAGCGGGCCACCAGUGGCGGAAGGAAAGAAAAGGAAAGAUUACGGUAAGGGGCCGAACCCCACCGGAUAUCAUGCGAACAGACAUCUUGUUCAUGCGGUGCAGUCUUUGCCUGCCCCUCCUCACAGCCGGGAAAGCUAUGGUGUGCAAGAAGCACCCAAAUACUGCGAGUACCACCGUAACAGCACCCACAAUACGUCGGAGUGCGUUACGUUGAAGAAGGAGAUGGAUCAGUUGAUCGCCAAGGGGCCGCCUCCUCGUUCGGAGCGACCAUCCUCAAGUAACCGGACCUGGAGGAGACUGGCAGCCCCGACAGCAGCGAUCACAGCAGGAGAAGGGCAGGAGGAUGGACGACGACAUCUGGGGAGAGAUUGUGACGACCUAGAUGAGGAGGAAAGGCCACCGCUACCCAAGCGGAAGAAGAAGGAACCUAUGGUUUUCACGGACGAGGAUUACCCACCAGUCCUCAACCCCCACAGGGACGCGCUGGUGAUAAAGGUGGAGAUCAAUAAUGUGGUCGUCCAUCGUACAUUGGUCGAUACUGGCUGUUCGGUCAAUGUUAUGUACAGCAACACCUUUAAGGAGUUGGGAAUGUCUCGAAGCGACCUGAAGCCGAUCCAUACGCCACUGUUAGGGUUCACAGGAGAUACCAUUGAAGCCGAAGGGACCAUCACAGUGAAGGCCGGGGUAGGAGAUGGCACCCACCGACUCUGGCUCGACAUGGAAUUCAUGGUAGUGCAUCUCGAUUGUGCACACCAUUUGAUUCUGGGGCGACCAGGGGCGACCAAGAGCCAGGCACGGGUCGAUGAGAACGUGAGCACGAUCUGUGCUGCGAUCCAGAAGGAGGAGGGGCGACCUCGAGUUGAGCCAGCGGACGAAAUUGAAGAAGUCACCUUGGAUCCGGCCAGGCCAGAGCAGAAGGUGAAGGUAGGUAAAACUUUACCGCCUAGGUUAAAGGAGCAACUGUUGGAGGUCCUUCAAGCAUUCAAGGUGCUAUUCGCUUGGGGCCCGGAGGAUAUGCCCGGGGUCGACCCAAGGAUCAUCUGCCAUAGGUUGGCAGUAGACCCGACCCACAAGCCGAUCAAGCAGAAGAAGCGUUUUCUUUCUUCAGAACGAAGAGAUUUUGUCACCAAGCAGGUGACAACCCUGCAGUCCAUUGGGCACAUCCGGGAAGUCCGCUACCCGGAAUGCCCAAAUGCCCCGUCGCGAGUCAGCAAGUGGGGAGUGUUCCUGGGGUCUUUCCAAAUAGAGUUUAAGCCACGACCGGCGAUAAAGGGGCAGGCCUUGGCGGAUUUCGUGGUGGAAUGCACUGCGAGGGAAGAGGAGUCCAAUGGAGAGGAACCCGAAGGAAACUGGUGGACUGUGUACACUGAUGGCUCGUCCGCUAUUGAUGCUUCGGGGGGAGGUGUCGUGGCAAUAUCACCGGAAGGGUUCAAAGCAUACUACUCCGUGAGGUUCCGGUUCAAGGUCUCAAACAAUGAGGCUGAAUAUGAGGCGCUGCUUUGCGGUUUGAGGCUGGCAGCAUCAUUAAAAGAUGAACGGAUUCAGGUCCGAUGCGACUCCAAAUUGAUAGUAGGCCAUGUCACAAGAGAAUUUGAGGCCAAGGAUGAGCGAAUGAAGAAGUACAGGGACGCUGCUCUGGAGUUGCUUAAAGCAUUUGGAGCGUACCAGAUAGAGCAGGUCCCCCGAGAAGAGAAUGCCGAGGCGGACAUCUUGUCGAAGCUUGGUCCGGAUUCCCCAGAUCAUAUCAAGGUAAUGACCCAGGAAGAAGAGUUGCUUGAGCCAAGCAUUAGUCCCGGACAAGUGCUGGUCAUUACGCUCAAAGAGCCGGAUUGGAUCGAUGAAAUUACCAUGUACAUCCUUGAUGGGUCGCUACCUACCGACCCAAUCGCAGCAAAGGGGAACAGGAAACAACACGUACCUGGUGGUCGCGAUCGACUACUUUACCAAGUGGUUCGAGGCUGCCCCCAUGCCGACCAUCACCGAAGAGCAGAUGAGGAAGUUUGUAUCCAAGCAAAUCUUGUGCCGAUUCGGGCGGUCGGGUACCCCCAAGCCAAUGGGCAGGUCGAGAACACUAAUCGUACCAUUGUGGAUGGCCUGAAGAAGAAGAUAAUGGAAUGUAAAAGCGCCUGGGUGGAGGAAUUGCCCUACAUCUUGUGGACCUACAGAACUACCCCGAGGAAGGCUACGGGUGAAACUCCAUUCUCGCUCACAUAUGGGUUUGAAGCAAGGGCUCCAGCGGAGACCUCAUUGCUGAGUUAUAGAGUGGAGACAUUUGACGCCCAGGAGAAUGAAGAAAACUUGAGGGCAGAGCUGCUGUGCGGUCUAAGGGACGAAAACGGAGCUGGUGCAGGUCUGGUGUUCGCUGCGACAGACGCAACCCAAUCCGCGGAUCCUUGUAUUCGGGUCGCACGGGUUGGGGUGUUACAGCUGCACCUCAUUGAUGAGCGGAGAGAAAGGGCGUACAUACGGGCGGAGAACUACCAUCGGCAAGUCAAGUCAUAUCACGACCAACGGGUGCGACCAAGGCAGUUCAGAGUAGGCGACUGGGUCCUUAGGAAAAGGGAGGAGUGGCCGCCCCCAGCCGCGGCAAAAACCCACCAUCCUUCUCCCGCAGUGGAAGGAAGGGAGGCGACUCACUUUUCUGUGAGCCCCAAUCAGCAUCAUCUAGAUGAGGAUGCAGACCCUGAGGCCGCUCGAGCUACCCCAGAUCGCCUAGGGGCCUUCCGGGGAGGUGAGCGUCCAGCGGGGCGGGGUAGGGAAGAACCCAGUUCUUCCCCCCACCACAACCUCAUCUUUAGGCCUCACCGGCGAGCUGGUGCGACUCUCGCUAGUCCAUCGCUCCAAACUCGUGUAAUACGCACUCUCAUGCUCCAAGAGGGGCAGGUGCUCAUUCUGCAUGCUCUCCCAGGCCAUGCACUGCAGCGAAUGGAGCGGGCAUGGGGCAUCCCAGUCAAUCCGCCCGUCAGGCAGACGGUUGGCAGAGAGAGCCUUGUAUGCCUCGCUGAAAUCAUCAUAAGGAUUUGGGGGUAUCGGCGGCAGUUUCACCGAUGGCCACUGCCGACGAGGCAACCGGCGGCAAAAUUCGUAGGGGUCUAGCCCCCCAGUCAUUGGAGUUAACUGACUUGGGGGAGGAGGCAGGCUCCAGCGAAGAAGGAGCCGGCCCAUCGGAAAGAUUCAGAGAAGUAGGAAUUCCUUGAGACAUGACAAAAAUGAAGAAAUGGAAAGUAUUUGG